This is a messenger RNA of Lasiosphaeria miniovina, 731 nucleotides long. Its product is annotated as neuronal calcium sensor 1. Gene Ontology annotation, cellular component: cytosol; intracellular membrane-bounded organelle; membrane. The coding region runs from base 159 to 731 and encodes 190 amino acids. Gene Ontology annotation, molecular function: calcium ion binding. The transcript is spliced from 4 exons. Lineage: Eukaryota; Fungi; Ascomycota; Sordariomycetes; Sordariales; Lasiosphaeriaceae. The record is from RefSeq and is a predicted model, not a curated record.
AACAAACCCCGAGAAGACAAUCCUACUGUCGCAAACUUGACGCCUCCACACACCCGCACCCGCACCCGUCGCGCGCCCCCGGAGGCUAAACCCCCCCUCCCCCCCGCCUUCUCUGACGCGGCGUCAAACGGAAGAUACGCACACCACAUCCGGCCGCGAUGGGCAAAUCACAGUCGAAACUCUCGCAGGAGGAGCUGGCUGACCUGCAGAAUGCGACGCUGUUCGACAAGAAGGAGCUGCAGCAAUGGUAUAAGGGCUUCCGGAAAGACUGCCCCACAGGCACGCUCACCAAGGACGAGUUCCUCGAGAUUUACAAGCGUUUCUUCCCGUUUGGCGACCCGACGUCGUUCGCCGACUACGUCUUCAACGUCUUCGAUACGGACAAGUCGGGGACCAUCGACUUCAAGGAGUUCAUCUGCGCUCUGAGUGUCACGAGCCGCGGCAAGAUGGAGGAGAAGCUCGAUUGGGCUUUCCAGCUGUACGACAUUGACGGCGACGGCAAGAUUAGCUACGCCGAGAUGCUAAAGAUUGUCGAAGCGAUUUACAAGAUGGUCGGCACAAUGGUCAAGCUCCCCGACGACGAGGAUACGCCCGAAAAGCGCGUCACUAAGAUCUUCCGCAUGAUGGACAAGGACGAGAACGGCAGCCUCGACAUAGAGGAGUUCAAGGAGGGCAGCCAGCGCGACGCCACCAUUGUAUCUGCCCUGUCCCUGUACGACGGGCUAGUGUGA